CCUGCGCCUCUCGGGGCCAUGGGCUGCUGUCAAGACAAGGACCAUCAGACCUCUGAUGAGCAUGCAAGGGAGGAAGUGACCGACGAAGGUAGGCAAGACAACGAAGUCAAUUUGGACAACGCAGGCCGCCGCAAACAAAGAUCUAACGAAAGUCUUCUGAUCACCGUGCUGUGGCGCAGGCUAUCCAUGUUCAGCCGUCGGGGGUCCUCACGGUCAAGCAAGAGGCUCUCAGACCUGACUCAAAAGCAGGAGAGUCAGAUCCAGGAGCGCAAACGUGAGGGAAGCCACAAGGAACCAGAAAAGGGCUGACUCCAAUCCUGCUCUCGUCCUCCCCAACAUCCAGAGAAUAAAAUUAAUAUUGUGGAUCUGCCGAAAA
Messenger RNA from Cricetulus griseus (Chinese hamster), 376 nucleotides. NCBI's taxonomy places the organism in Eukaryota, Metazoa, Chordata, Mammalia, Rodentia, Cricetidae. The record is from RefSeq and is a predicted model, not a curated record.